AUGGCUGAGUUUGGCGCCGCAGCUUCCUUUCUGCGUAAAUCAGACAAGGAGCGUAUGGAAUGCCAGACUAGACCCUUUGACAUAAAGAGAGAGUGCUAUGUGCCUGACCCUGAGGUUGAGUACAUCAAGGCCACAAUCACCAGCAGAGAUGGGGCUAAAGUCACUGCUGAGACUGAGUUUGGAAAGGUAAUUAUUUUGUUGAAAAGCAUUUCUGAAAAUAAAUGACCUGGAAAAUCAUAAGAUAAUACAUGUUUAUACUAGGAUAACUCUAUGAUUGAUGAAAAAUGUGUUAUAAACUUAAUUGAGUUAUGCGCUUUACUGAUUACUAUUAAAAAAAAUAUCCCAAGAGACGACAAAAAUAAGAAUCCUAACUUGAGAGCUCUAAUGUUAAUGUAAAUCAGGCAUUACAUGUAAAUGGGUGAUUUGUGAAAAUUCUAUGUUGUGUGUCAUCUCAAAUUAGGAUGAGAACACCUCUGCACCUUGAAAAUGAAACAAUACCAUUUAAUUUGCUCGUCUUUCAGACUAUUACUGUGAAGGAGGACGACGUCCACCCCCAGAACCCGCCAAAGUUUGAUAAAAUUGAGGACAUGGCGAUGUUCACCUUCCUGCAUGAGCCCGCUGUGCUGUUUAACCUCAAAGAGCGUUACGCAGCCUGGAUGAUCUACGUAAGUAAUGACCUGUCUGCUAAUAUCUCCAUUAAAUCAAACCUUCAUUCAAUGAAUGAAACUAAAUCUGCGGCAUUCCCUCUCGUCUUCCACAGACCUACUCAGGGCUGUUCUGUGUCACUGUCAACCCAUACAAAUGGCUGCCAGUGUACGAUCAGUCUGUUGUCAAUGCAUACAGAGGCAAGAAGAGGAGUGAAGCUCCACCUCACAUCUUCUCCAUCUCUGACAAUGCCUACCAGUACAUGUUGUCUGGUAAAAUAUAACUUUUCCUUUUCAUCUACAGAAAUCAAAUGAUAUUUGGAUAAUUACACAUUUACUGAUACUUCUCUUUCAACAGACAGGGAAAAUCAGUCUGUCCUUAUCACGUAAGUACAUCAACCAAAGGUUAUAUUCAUUUGAGAGGAUUUCACAUUAAGAGGAAUUCUGAUACGUCAACAUUUGUAUUUUCAAUCCCAGUGGAGAAUCCGGUGCUGGAAAGACUGUUAACACCAAGAGAGUCAUCCAGUACUUCGCCAGCAUUGCUGCUGUUAGUGGAAAGAAAAGUGCAGCAGAAGAAAAAAAGGUCAAAUAGAAUGCAAAUGUUCAUUAUUAUCGAUCCUAAAUUAAACAUUCUUCAUGGCUGGAUGGGCAUAUGUUGACAAAAUCAGUACAGAUUUUUAUUGCAUCAUUUUAACACUAUAUGGUUGUUGGCUUGCAGGGGACCCUGGAGGAUCAAAUCAUCCAGGCCAAUCCUGCCCUGGAGGCUUUUGGUAAUGCCAAGACUAUCAGGAAUGACAACUCCUCCCGAUUCGUAAGUUUGGUCUUGUUUGUUUGUCAAAUAUCAUUCAAAUCUUAUGUUAUCUUCUGGAUUUGAAUUGUAUCCCCAUUAGUUGAUGUCAUGACGUUAGCCAAUUUUCCUCAGGUCCAUCAGCUAAUCUUCUCUUUUGGGACUGUCUGUGCACCAGACCUGGGUUUAAAAAGUAUUUGUUUAAUUUCAAAUACUUUCAGUGUUUGAUUGAGCCUACCAGAUAGGUGGGAUUUAAACUUUUAGGAAUAUUCCAUCAGUUCCAUUACACCAUGCAAGCUCAAUCAAGCGCACCUAAGGUAUUCAAAAAGAAAACAAAUACUACUUGAACCCAGAUCUCGUGUGCUCAUUAAUUUAUGCUAUGACAAUCAUUUACAGGGUAAAUUCAUCCGCAUUCAUUUUGGAGUCAGUGGGAAGCUUUCGUCUGCUGACAUUGAGACUUGUGAGUACAAUACUCAAUUUGCCCAGGUUUGAACAGAUCUCUUUGACAGGAAACACAUUAAUACCAAAAGCACUUUCCAUACUGAUCAGAUCUUCUGGAGAAGUCACGUGUAACUUUCCAGCUCAAGGCUGAGAGAGACUAUCACAUCUUCUACCAGAUCCUGUCCCAAAAGAAACCAGAACUGCUGGGUGAGUAUUGAAUCAUCAAACUGAGUAGGGUUGAGGUCAAUUCUGGAUUAAACUAAAGAUUUCUGAUGAAAUCAAAUUAAUUUCUUAUGAUGUAACCAGCCGCGUAGCGUUAUUUAUGUUGUAAUGUUUACUUUUUUCAUGAGACAAUUGAAAUGAUUUAAAUUCCAUGAAAGUACGCAACACUGAAAUUGGAUGCACACAAAUCAAUCUCCAGCUGCAGUUUUUCGAAACUUGAUUAGGACUAAUUUGCCUUCCUGUCUACUUAUAAUAUAACACAAUGCCAAUUUUCUAAUUUUCUAAUUGACCCCAACCCUAAUACUGAGUAGAUUAUGUUAUGAGCUAUACCACAGCAUGAACACAAAUUAAACUGUGCUGUUCAAUUCUUUUCAGAGAUGCUACUCAUCACCAGCAAUCCCUAUGACUAUGCCUUCAUCUCCCAAGGAGAGAUUGCUGUAACUUCCAUUAAUGAUGCAGAUGAGCUAAUGGCUACUGAUGUGAGUAAAAUAUGUACAUACUGUACUUACGAUAAUAUUCCACUUGUAUCCAACUCUUUCUCCAAUACAAAACAAUGGCCUUUUUGGAACUAGGAUGCUUUUGAUGUGCUGGGCUUCUCCCAAGAGGAGAAGAAUGGCAUUUAUAAGCUGACUGGUGCCAUCAUGCACUACGGCAACCUGAAGUUCAAGAAUAAGCAGCGGGAGGAGCAAGCAGAGGCAGAUGGCACUGAGGGUGAGUGCUGAGGAUUUAAAACCUCUCACUUCAUCAUAAAGUAGUAUCUGACAAAUCUGAAAAUCAAAAAUCAGUCAGAGUGCCUUCCAAUCACAAAACUUUUCCUUUCCAGAUAUUGACAAAGCUGCAUAUCUGAUGGGCCUGAACUCUGCUGACCUAGUCAAGGGGCUGUGUCACCCAAGGGUCAAAGUAGGAAAUGAGUGGGUCACCAAAGGUCAGAAUGUCGACCAGGUGAGUCUCAAAAUUGUUUUACAUUUCAAUGAGCUAAUAAUAUUUUGCAUAACACUUCUGUAUAGGGUUGCUAAUAUUUACAUACCUGUAAUUCCCGCAUUUAUGUUGAGGCUAUGUUUUGGUAAUUUAUUUUCUUAAUAUUUUGUAGGUGUACUACUCUAUUGGUGCACUGUCAAAGAAAGUUUACGAGAACAUGUUCCUCUGGAUGGUGAUAAGAAUCAACCUUACAUUGGACACUAAGAACGCUCGUCAGCACUACAUUGGUGUGCUGGACAUUGCUGGCUUUGAGAUCUUUGAUGUGAGUGUUUGAUGUAAAUUUGAUAACAUGUCAUCUAGAACAUUACAGCUGACAAAUUAAAGCAACUGAACUUCCCUUCCAGUUCAACACCUUUGAGCAGCUGUGCAUCAACUUCACUAAUGAGAAGCUGCAGCAGUUCUUCAACCACCACAUGUUUGUGCUGGAGCAGGAAGAGUAUAAGAAAGAGGGCAUCGUCUGGGAGUUCAUUGACUUUGGCAUGGACUUGGCUGCCUGCAUUGACCUCAUUGAAAGGGUUGGUGUCUUCAGUUGUGCAGUAGUUUAUAUGAUGUGUACAGAGUCAUCUUUGAGAUUUCAAACAUUACAAGGGCAAUCUUUAUAAAUGUGCUUCAAUGACAAAUUAUUCUGAUAUUUAUUCACAAUGCUUUUCCCUUAGUAUUAAUUUAUUUUCAUUCAUUCCUUCCACUAGCCCAUGGGUAUCAUGUCCAUCCUUGAAGAGGAGUGCAUGUUCCCCAAGGCCAGUGAUAAUACAUUCAAAGCUAAGCUGUAUGACACCCAUCUGGGCAAAAAUGCAUGCUUCCAGAAGCCUAGGAUUGUUAAGGGUAGACCAGAGGCCCAUUUCUCCCUGGUUCACUAUGCUGGCAUUGUUGACUACAACAUUGGUAAUUGGCUGGUGAAGAACAAGGACCCGCUGAAUGAGACUGUGGUCGGACUGUUCCAGAAGUCAAGUCUUAAGUUCCUGGCCAACCUCUUUGUGAACUAUGCUGGUGCAGAAGGAGGUACUAUGUGUUUCUAUCUGCAAAGACUACAACAUACUAAAAUAAAUAGCAAUCCACAGUAUAUGAUAGUAGUAAUAAUAGUAUAUUUGAAUUGUUAUUUCAUUAUCAUACAGCUGCUGAAGAAAAAGCGGCUGGAGGAAAAAAGAAGAAAGGCUCUUCCUUCCAGACUGUGUCUGCAUUGCACAGGGUAAAUCUGAGCUUAAAUCAAUAUAUUUCGGAUGUUUUCACAUGGAAGAUUAUUAACAAAUGUAUUAUAUUUGCACUAAAUUUUAGAUAACAUGUGGUGGAUUGGCAUGUUAGCAUUAAAUGCCGUUAUGACUCGUGAGGUGAUUGGAAACUCAUUCACUGAUGGAAAAUUCUACAUUUGUCAUACUCACAGGAGAACUUGGGUAAACUCAUGACCAACUUGAGGUCUACUCACCCUCACUUUGUGCGUUGCAUCAUCCCCAACGAGACCAAGACUCCUGGGGCCAUGGAGAAUCCUCUGGUCAUGCACCAGCUACGCUGCAACGGUGUGCUGGAAGGCAUCAGGAUCUGCAGAAAGGGCUUCCCCAACAGGAUCCUGUAUGCUGACUUCAAACAAAGGUAAAAAUAAUUAUGUGUUUCCUUUCCAAAAUAAAUUAAACUGUUUAACUAUUCAGGCGUUCCCUUUUUUAAGAUAAUUGCUUUCUGAUUUAAAUUCAGAUACCGCAUCCUCAAUCCAAAUGCUAUCCCUGAGGGUCAGUUCAUGGACAACAUGAAGGCAGCUGAAAAACUCCUGGGCUCUCUGGACAUUGACCACACCCAGUACAGAUUAGGACACACUAAGGUAAGUUAUUUAAAUAGAUGAAAAGCAAUAAGACCUGUUGGACCAGGAUGGAAAAAUUGCAGCAAUAUUACCUAUACACCUCUAUCAGGUUAACCUGAGCAAUGCCUCUGAUAUACCACUGAUAAUGCUUACCUCAUGUCAUCUGUCUCUAGGGAAAAUGGGUCAAGUCAAGAUAAAAACUGAGUUGACAAAACAUUAAGAAUAAAUGGGUCAAGUUUUAACACCUGCUCCAGGUGAAAGCUAUGAUCCCUUAUUGAUGUCACUUGUUAAAUCCACUUCAAUCAGUGCAGAUGAAGGGGAGGAGACAGGUUAAAGGAGGUUAAGCUUUAAGACAAUUGAGACAUGGAUUGUGUAUGUGUGCCAUUCAGAGGGUUAAUGGGAAAAACAAAAAUGGAAGUGCCUUUGAACUGGAUGUGGUAGUAGGUGCCAGGCGCACUGGUUUGUUUCAAGAACUGCAACGUUGCUGGGUAUUUCAUGGUUAACAGAAUGUUCCACCACCCAAAGGAAAUCCAGCCAACUUGAUACAACUGCGUUGGAGUCAACAUAGGCCAGCAUCCUUGAGGAACGCUUUUGGCACUUUGUAGAGUCCAUGCCCCAACGAAUUGAGGCUAUUCUGAGGGCAGAAGGGGAGGUGCAAGUCAAUAUUAGGAAGGUGUUCCUAAUGUUUGGUAUACUCAGUGUAUACUUGGUAUAGUGCCACCAUGUGGUAGAUCCAGAUCUAAAGUAGCUACUUAUAAGCAAUUCAAAGCAUUGUGGCCAUACUGUUUGAGAUAGACUUUCUGUCCAUGUUUUUAAAGACCUUGCCAAAUUGUGUAGCUCUUGGUCAACAUGCUGGGACUGAAGUUCUAAAAUCAACAAAGUGGCUGUAGACCCGACUUUUCUGGACCCUUCUUCCCGAGGAUAAAAUGUCCCGAAGGUCUCUGCUCUACUCGUAGAGAACAGGCUACUCUGGCAAAUUGUGCUUGUUUAAUAAAGUUAAAUCAAAGCUGAAUCAAUGUCUGUAAGAUCACAAUGACAGUAUUGAACAUAACAGAACUGACUAUAAUAGCAUAGUAUAACGUUACUGUAAGAAAAAAAACAUUUCUUAUGAGAUUUUAGGAGGAUUGUGCAAAUGGUCGCAUUGGCCAGAACUCAUCAGCGCGCACCACUAAGCAAAAUAUGUACUUUAAUUGAAACAAAACACAGGUAUGCUACAGGUUGUUAACAUCAUCUGCUAUAAAAUAGCUCACUCUACAGAAGAUCAAAAUGCAUAUUCCCAUUUAACUGAUUAAGAUCAAAUGGUUGGCAUGCAGAUCUUGCAAAGAUGUUUCACCGGUAAUACUUGAAGAAUUAUCAUUCACAACUGACAGUGAGAAAUGUGAAGGGAGGGGGACAACAAAACUGUGUGCGUGAAGUAGGCCUGAAGGUAAAGAGAAACAGAACAUGAUACCGAUCUUUCCAGCGGGAUCCAGGGGGGCGAUACGGGGGCAGAACGGGACGGUUACCUACGGAUCCACAGCCUUGGCCCAAUAUCAUUCGCUCAUUAGAGGGCCAACUUGUGGUCAAUUUGUGUCAUUUUCGUAAAUAGGCAUGAAAUCAGAAAUCUAAACAUGACUAAGUUUUGUACAUCUAGGGGAUACCACAUUCAAGUUAUAUAUGGUCAACUGGCAUAAAAAUACAAUCCUGCCAAAUACAAGACAAUCCAAGCACCACAUUAUGAACUUGUGUAUCUUUAGGUGUUCUUCAAGGCUGGUCUCCUGGGUACCCUUGAGGAGAUGAGAGACGAUCGUCUCGCUCUAAUCAUAACUGGCCUCCAGGCCCGAUCACGUGGUCUACUUGCCAGAAUUGAGUUCCAGAAAAUUGUUGACCGCAGGUUGGAAUAAGAAUAGAUACAACUUCUGCAGACAAUAUGGUGGAGGAAGAAAAGGUUGUAUAAUAAGCUAAUUCUAUUCAAUUUCACAGGGAUGCCUUGCUUGUGAUCCAAUGGAACAUUCGUGCCUUCAUGGGCGUCAAGAAUUGGCCUUGGAUGAAGAUGUACUUCAAGAUCAAACCUCUGCUGAAGACAGCAGAGACUGAGAAGGAGAUGGCCAACAUGAAGGAAGAAUUCUUGAAGCUUAAAGAGGCGUAUGCUAAAUCUGAAGCCCGUAAAAAGGAGCUGGAAGAAAAGAUGGUGUCCCUUCUCCAAGAGAAGAAUGACCUGCAGCUCGCUGUCCAAACUGUGAGUAACUUUAACUGCACUACAGUUGUUGCAUUCACAUCCUUUGUCAAAAUGGCCUUUCCUAGAGAAAUUGAAAAACAGAGAGAGGAGAAACAUUAUUUGCUAAAUAGAUACAUACAAUCAGUGGAGCAUUUGUCGAUCAUUUGUACUGUCCAAAUAUUUUGCCACCAAACAAACUUCAUAUACUUACAAUAUAUUGACUCAUUGACAGCAAGAAGACACUAUUGGUGAUGCUGAAGAGAGAUGUGAGGGUCUGAUCAAAAGCAAAAUCCAGCUUGAGGCCAAAGCCAAAGAGCUGACAGAAAGACUGGAGGAUGAGGAGGAGAUGAAUUCUGAGCUAACUGCUAAGAAGAGGAAGCUGGAGGAUGAGUGCUCAGAACUCAAGAAGGACAUUGAUGAUCUGGAGCUCACUCUGGCUAAAGUGGAGAAGGAAAAGCAUGCUACAGAGAACAAGGUAAAAUACAUUCUCCAUUCUUGUGAUGUAAAAAUUCUAAUUAAGUGGUUUGGAUAAAAGUGUAAUGACGCUGUUCUGUUUCUGUAGGUUAAAAACCUUACUGAGGAGAUGGCAGCUCUGGACGAAAUCAUUGCCAAGCUGACCAAGGAGAAGAAGGCUCUGCAGGAGGCUCAUCAGCAAACGCUGGAUGACUUGCAAAGUGAGGAGGACAAAGUCAACACGCUGACCAAAGCCAAAGCCAAACUGGAACAGCAAGUUGAUGAUGUGAGUAUGAAAUAGGAAUUCAUAAAAAUUACAACAAAAUUAGUAAUAUCCUAAAAAUAGGCUACAGUAAAUUGCUUACUCCGAAUAUUGUUUAAUCUAUCCUUUAUCAGCUUGAAGGGUCUCUGGAGCAAGAGAAGAAAGUGAGAAUGGACCUUGAGAGAGCCAAGAGAAAGCUGGAGGGAGACUUGAAGUUGACCCAGGAGAGCCUAAUGGACCUGGAGAAUGACAAGCAGCAGCUGGAGGAGAGAAUGAAGAAGUGAGAUCACAACCCACAAAAUCGCAUGAAAAGUUAUUUUACAGACAGCGCUAAAAUGUUUGCUUUACUUAUCAGGAAGGACUUUGAGAUGAGCCAACUCAACAGCAAGAUUGAGGAUGAGCAGGCCUUGGGUGCCCAGCUUCAGAAGAAACUGAAGGAACUGCAGGUAAUUCAAGAAAAUUGUUGAAAAGCUUUACUUGUUAAAGUAAAAUUUUUAGUAGAUAAAUUGAAUUCCUACCAUUUCAGGCCCGCAUUGAGGAAUUAGAGGAAGAGCUGGAGGCUGAGAGAGCUGCCCGUGCCAAGGUGGAGAAACAGAGGGCAGACUUGGCCAGAGAACUAGAAGAGAUCAGUGAGAGGUUGGAGGAGGCUGGUGGUGCUACUGCUGCCCAGAUUGAGAUGAACAAGAAGAGGGAGGCUGAGUUCCAGAAGGUGCGCAGAGACCUUGAAGAAGCUACUCUGCAGCAUGAGGCUACAGCUGCAACUCUGAGGAAGAAAAAUGCUGACAGUGUAGCUGACCUGGGAGAGCAGAUUGACAACCUUCAGAGAGUGAAGCAGAAGCUGGAGAAAGAGAAGAGUGAGCUCAGGCUGGAGCUGGAUGAUGUGGUCUCCAACAUGGAGCAGAUUGUCAAGGCUAAGGUCAGUGGAUUCAUAAUGACAAAAUACAGAUCAGAGAGAUAUAGCAAAUGGAACUGUACAUGCUCUUAGGUUAGUAGACAGAAUAUAUGACGGUUGUGCUGUGUUAUCUAAAAAACAAAUGUUUUCAGACAAACUUGGAGAAAAUGUGCCGCACUCUAGAGGACCAGAUGAGUGAAUACAGGACGAAAGCUGAGGAAGGACAGCGUUCCAUCAAUGAUUUCACCAUGCAGAAAGCAAAGCUUCAAACUGAGAAUGGUAUAUUAACUAAAAACCUGGACAUUGAUAUGAACAGACAAAAUUAAUAACCACAAUUAGUAAUACAAUUUAAAAUAAUUACAAUUGCAUGAAAACAGGUGAACUUGCCAGACAAUUGGAGGAGAAGGAUUCUCUGGUCUCCCAACUGACCAGAGGUAAGCAGUCCAACGUUCAGCAGAUUGAAGACCUCAAGAGACAAUUGGAGGAGGAAGUCAAGGUAUUUAGACAAAUAAUGCAGUGGCCCUUAUCUAACUACAUUCAUCCUCAGGCAUAAUUACAGAUCCUUUUUUACAUUUCCUUACCAGGCAAAGAACGCACUUGCCCAUGCAGUGCAGUCUGCUCGCCAUGACUCAGAUCUGCUGAGGGAGCAGUAUGAGGAGGAGCAGGAGGCCAAGGCUGAGCUGCAGCGUGGCAUGUCCAAGGCUAAUGCUGAGGUGGCUCAGUGGAGAACCAAGUAUGAAACUGAUGCCAUCCAGAAGACUGAAGAGCUUGAGGACGCAAAGUAAGGAAGUUUUCUUACUUUCUCUUACUUUUCAGGCUAUUGAACCUUGGCUGAUAGGGCGAUACACAAAUGUACAUGAUGAAUAAAUAAUACAUUGAUUACCUGUUAAACAACCAUUAUACUUUAUUUCAGACAGAAAAAAGGUAGCUGUUCUGAAAUGUGUUUCUCAUCUAUGCCAAUCUAGGAAGAAGCUGGCUCAGCGUCUGCAGGAUGCAGAGGAAGCUGUGGAAGCUGUUAAUGCUAAAUGUUCAUCCCUGGAAAAGACUAAACACAGACUCCAGAAUGAGAUUGAAGAUCUCAUGGUGGAUGUGGAGAGAUCCAAUGCAGCUGCUGCCUCUCUGGACAAGAAGCAAAGGAACUUUGACAAGGUAAGAAAAUAAGUCCUAUUAGCCUUAAUUAUAGUACAUGAUAUGGGUGGCAGGUAGACUAGUGGUUAGAGAAGUGGGCCAACACCCUCAGACGGGAAAACCUGGUGAGGAGUUAGCCGGCAACCAGAGUGUUGCUGGCAUCGUCCUACAUCCUACAUAGCCUUCGUUGUGCCCUUGAGCAAGGUACUUAACCACCAAUAAUUGCUCCAGGGGCCCUGCACUGCGGCUGACCCAUUGCUUCCAGCCCCUGUGUGUCUCGGGGGGUUGGGUUGUGAGCAUAAAGACACAUUUCUGUUCUUUGUAAGUUAUUGGACAAUAAAGUACAUCUUAUCUUAAUCAUACACUGUAUUCCAACUACCUAAAAUACCUGUAUGAUUUUCAGGUUCUGGCUGAGUGGAAGCAGAAGUUUGAGGAGUCUCAGACUGAGUUGGAGAGCUCCCAGAAAGAGGCCAGAUCUCUCAGCACUGAGCUCUUCAAACUCAAGAACUCUUAUGAGGAGUCUCUGGAUCAUCUGGAGACCCUGAAGAGGGAGAACAAGAACCUCCAAGGUCAGAGCAUAAGAAUCAUUGGUUUAUAUAGCUUAGUCAAUUAAAGAUCGAUAUGAUAUAGAGAUCAGUUUUCACAGAAAAUGUUUGAUGUUCAAUUAUAUUUUUCCACAGAGGAAAUUUCUGACCUGACUGAGCAGCUUGGUGAGGGGGGAAAGAGCAUCCAUGAACUGGAAAAGAUCCGUAAACAGCUGGAGCAGGAGAAGGCUGAGAUACAGUCUGCUCUAGAGGAAGCUGAGGUGAGACUGGAAAAUAUUUACUCAUAGUGAAAGUACCAGAAUUUAAUUUUAAGAUUUUACAAACUAUGGGUGGCUGUGUUCUCAUAGGGCUCCCUGGAGCAUGAGGAGGGCAAGAUCAUGAGAGCUCAGCUGGAGUUUAAUCAGGUGAAAGCUGACAUUGAACGGAAGAUGGUGGAGAAGGAUGAGGAAAUGGAGAUGAAUAAGAGGAACCAGCAGAGAGUUGUGGAUACCCUGCAAAGCUCCCUGGAGUCAGAGACUCGCAGCAGGAAUGAAGCUCUCAGGCUGAAGAAGAAGAUGGAGGGAGAUCUCAAUGAGAUGGAGAUCCAGCUCAGCCAGGCCAACAGGCAGGCAUCCGAGGCCCAGAAGCAACUUAAGGGUCUCCAUUCCCAUCUGAAGGUAAUAUUUCCACACCAUUGAAUUAAAAACAUUGCAUUUGCCUUCAAAAAAAGCCACACUGUGUAACAAUAAAAUAAAUAUAGUAAAAUUCUCUCUACAGGAUUCUCAACUGCAGCUGGAUGAUGCUCUUCGUGUCAGUGAUGACUUGAAGGAGAACAUUGCCAUUGUGGAGAGACGCAACAACCUGAUGCAGGCUGAACUGGAUGAGCUGAGAGCCCUGGUGGAGCAGACUGAGAGAGGCCGCAAACUGGCUGAGCAGGAACUGCUGGAUGUUAGUGAGAGAGUUCAGCUGCUGCACUCACAGGUAAGACAGUAAUAGAUAACAAUUAGGGAUCUCCUUAAAUAUCUGCUACUUGAGGUAUGUAGAGGUAAUAUACAAAUAACGUUUCAUAUAUAUGUAGAACACCAGCUUACUGAGCCAGAAGAAGAAGCUAGAGGGCGACACAUCCCAACUUCAGAAUGAAGUGGAGGAGGCUGUGCAGGAGUGCAGAAAUGCUGAGGAAAAGGCCAAGAAGGCCAUUACUGAUGCUGCCAUGAUGGCAGAGGAGCUGAAGAAGGAGCAGGACACCAGUGCUCACCUGGAGCGCAUGAAAAAGAACAUGGAGCAGACUAUCAAGGACCUGCAGCACCGCCUGGAUGAAGCUGAACAAAUCGCCAUGAAGGGUGGCAAGAAGCAGAUCCAGAAGCUGGAGGCCAGAGUAAGUGUCUAAGCUACAUUCCUUUCUAUUAAUUCAAUGUCACAUUUCAUAUUUCUAGACAUAUUUCUAUCUUCAAUAUUGAAAGUAGUGGUAACUAACAAAAUAAUUGGAAAUGGUGUGUUAACGUUGAUCAUAUCUUUCUAGGUGAGAGAGCUAGAGAGUGAAGUGGAAAUGGAGCAAAGGAGGAGCAGUGAUUCUGUGAAAGGAGUCCGUAAAUAUGAGAGACGCAUCAAGGAGCUCACAUACCAGGUACAUCAUAAACUUUAAGUUGAAAGUGCACUAUUAACAUUGUCGUAUAUGAUGAAUGGUGGUAAUAUUGCUGAUGAACAAAAAGUCCGUUAUGCUGCAUCGUGUCAGAAGUUUUUAUUCAUACCACGAGGUUACAGCAUAAAUUCACAGACACGCGUUGCCUGGAGAACGCCUCCCAGAUUGUUAUGGUCGUUCUGUCGUCUCAUCGUUUAACUCCUAUUUAUAAACAAUGCAAAGGGAGGGCCUACUCCCUCUUCUGGCCAAUCACCAGUCUCCCCUCGGGCGUCACCCUCCAAGCGGCACAUUUCAAAUAACAUCAUAAAACAUCCCCCCUUUGGCCUGAACAACCAACAUUCCAUUUCGUCAUGAAAAACAUUUAACAAAGGCAUAAUCUUCAGAUACGAUAACAUGUUCAGAAUCAAAUGUAACAUUUAUAUUGUAUUCAGUAUGACUCUAUUUAUUACAUUAUUUUUGGGUGCAGACUGAGGAAGACCGUAAGAAUUUGAGCCGUCUGCAGGACCUGGUGGACAAACUGCAGCUGAAGGUCAAAUCCUACAAGAGAACUUCAGAGGAGGCCGUAAGUAGAAAACCUUCCAUCAUCCAACUGAUGCAUUUGUAAUUCUCAAAUUGUUGUGUUUGCUAGAAACUUAAAUCAUAUUUAACAUUUUUCACAGGAGGAACAAGCCAAUGCCAAUUUGGGCAAGUUCCGUAAGAUUCAGCAUGAACUGGAUGAGGCAGAAGAGAGGGCUGAUAUUGCUGAGUCUCAGGUCAACAAGAUGAGAGCCAAGAGUCGUGAUGCCGGCUCCAAGGUCAGUGAAUUUGCUGUCAAUGUACAGUGUUGUAAUGGUUGUAAUUUUGCAGCUUCCCAUGGCAAAAGCCUCAACCUUAAAUAGUUUUAAAGUCUGGUAUCUGGGACUCUGUUUAAUGGUCAUUUCAAUUCUCGAUAUUCACCCAUGUAUUCCUGAAGAAAAUAAGUAAUAAAUGCAUAAUUUGUUACCAAGUAACUAUACAUACCUGUUGAAGUUCCCCAUUGUAAAAUUUCAACCAGAGUACACAGUAUAAAAUGUUUUACAGUACACAGUAACAUUUUAAUCUUCUCAUAAUCCAUCCAUCCUCUCUGUCACAGAAGGGAAAGGAUGAGGAGUGA
This is a messenger RNA of Coregonus sp. 'balchen', 13085 nucleotides long. NCBI's taxonomy places the organism in Eukaryota, Metazoa, Chordata, Actinopteri, Salmoniformes, Salmonidae. The record is from the annotation of a GenBank genome assembly.